AUGGCUGAAAACCACAACAGAUCCAAUGAUUCGGAGCAAACUUUUGCCGAAAUAGAAUCUUGGCUUGAAAGCCUUUCCGUCGAGUCUACGGUGAACACCUCUCGGUUGGAGCAAAACCUCGAAGAGUGGUUGCAUUUGAUCAAUGACAUUGCAUCCAUAAGAAAUAUCGCAUUUGUUACGUCCGGCGGAACAAUCGCUCCUUUGGAGCGCCGCAUUGUUAGAUUUAUUGACAAUUUCAGCACUGGCUCUCGUGGUGCAAGUUCAACGGAGUACUUUCUGCGCCAUGGGUACGCGGUUGUGUUUUUCCAUCGUCGUGGCUCAUUGCUGCCUUACUUACGCACCCUGAAGAAUUGUCUCUCUUUGGACACAAUGGAGAGAAUAGAAAACCAGUUAACAAUGGAUCAGCAUCACUGCAUCAACUAUCUCGACUGGUUUCAAUUGAACUCGAAUGGAACUGAUGUAUCAGUCUCGCAAGCGGCCCUGGGCUAUUUACUCCCAGUACUGACGGCAUACAGCAAAUACAAACGAGGGUUGUUGACACUAACCUUCGAAACAGUCGAGGACUAUGUUGUCGGACUGUAUGUGAUUUCCAAAAGACUGAUGCAGUUCGUUAAAAACGAGUCAAGAUACAAACGUUCGCUGUGUUGUUAUCUGGCGGCUGCUGUAUCCGAUUUUUAUCUUCCCCUCGCACAACGGUCGGAACACAAAAUCCCUUCUUCGGCAAGCGGAGACAACUCCAAGCCGUCGACUUUGUGCCUCGAUGGUUCAGGUCUUACGAUACAUCUUGAGAGUGUGCCGAAACUCCUGCCACCGCUUAUACUCAAAUGGGCAUCUGGAGCAUUUGUGGUUAGUUUUAAACUCGAAACGGAUCGCAGUCAUCUCUUAUCCGUCGCUGAGUCUCGAAUUGUGAAUGCUGAGUCCCAUUUGGUAGUAGCCAAUCAGCUGGAGACUCGAUUUGAAGAGGUUUGGUUGGUCCAUCGUUUGUGUGACCCACAGAAAUGUGUUCGUGAACAUAUCCAAGUCCCGAAAUCGAACGAAGGGCAAACGACCGUGGAACUCGAGGAGUUGCUCGUUUCUCGGCGGCAUGUUCUGAAGCAUGAAAUUCCACUUUCUGGGUUCAAAGUGCUUGCCGAAAAAUGGUCUGCUGGUGGCCAAUGUACUCAACAAAGCUUGUGUCUGGCUUCCGUCUACAAAGAUAAUGACGAUGUCAUAUCCGGCCGUCCGGUCGGCAAGGUUCUCACCAGAAAGAACUUGCAGCGUUCAUCCACUGCUUCAUUGAUAAUGAAGUAG
Molecule: messenger RNA, 1290 nt
Organism: Opisthorchis viverrini
Lineage: Eukaryota; Metazoa; Platyhelminthes; Trematoda; Opisthorchiida; Opisthorchiidae
Exons: 5
Coding region: 1-1290 (429 amino acids)
Biological process (GO): coenzyme A biosynthetic process
Cellular component (GO): cytoplasm; nucleus
Molecular function (GO): phosphopantothenate--cysteine ligase activity
Source: RefSeq, a predicted model, not a curated record